CCGCACACCGAACAGAAGAAAAUCUUAACACAAAUCGAUUCACCACUCACAAGUGUCUCUGUGUUGAAGACAACACAGUUCCUCUUUCAACCGUGGAAGCGAAGGCAAAAAUACCUACUGAAGAUAUUUGCAUCAUCCCUUUCGCUUCACUCUCACUGAUCCAAUCUUUCUCUAUAAAGAGAAGUAAAACACUAGCAGAUUCAGAUCAACCACACCUUUUCUUUAACACCUUGUACAUUCCACUUUACCUUUUCUUUCGAUCAAGCAUAAUCAUAAGAUUGAAUGUUGUGAAGAAUGGGUUCAUUGAAGGCCUUGUGCAAUGUUUCUCUGCUCCAAUUGUUCAUAGUGCUUUGCCUUGUCUUCCAAUGCUUUGCUACUAGAAGACAUGCUGAUCUGAGAACAACUCUAGUAGUAGAUGCUUCUGAUGCAACUGGAAGACCAAUACCAGAGACACUUUUUGGCAUAUUCUUUGAGGAGAUCAAUCAUGCAGGAGCUGGGGGAUUAUGGGCUGAGCUUGUCAGUAACAGAGGAUUUGAAGCUGGGGGACCUAACACUCCUUCUAAUAUUGAUCCUUGGACAAUCAUUGGAAAUGAAUCAUCAAUAAUCGUUGAAACUGACCGUACCUCGUGCUUUGACCGUAACAAGGUUGCACUUCGAUUGGAGGUGUUAUGUGACAGUGAAGGUGACAACAUCUGCCCAAAUGAAGGUGUUGGUGUUUAUAACCCUGGUUUCUGGGGCAUGAAUAUUGAGCAGGGGAAGAAAUACAAAGUGAUCUUUUAUGUUCGUUCAACCGAAUCACUUAAUCUAACAGUUUCUUUGAUUGGAACAAAUGGUGUAGGGAACCUGGCUUCAUCUACAAUCACGGGUACUGCUGCUGAUUUUUCAAGCUGGACAAAGGUGGAGACUUUAUUGGUUGCCAAAGCAACAGAUCAUAACUCAAGACUCCAAUUAACGACGAACACCAAAGGUGUGAUAUGGUUGGACCAAGUGUCUGCUAUGCCACAGGACACAUAUAAGGGACAUGGUUUCCGAACUGAACUUUUUGAAAUGCUUUCAGCUUUGAAACCCAAAUUUAUCAGAUUUCCAGGUGGCUGUUUCGUUGAAGGAGAAUGGUUAAGAAAUGCAUUUCGAUGGAAGGCAACUGUUGGACCAUGGGAGGAAAGACCUGGGCACUUUGGUGAUGUUUGGAUGUACUGGACUGAUGAUGGACUUGGUUAUUUUGAGUUUCUACAACUUGCAGAGGACUUGGGUGCUAUACCGAUAUGGGUAUUUAACAAUGGUGUCAGCCAUAAUGAUGAAGUUGAUACAUCUGCGGUUUUACCUCUUGUGCAAGAAGCCCUUGAUGGAAUUGAGUUCGCAAGAGGUGAUCCCACUUCAAAAUGGGGUUCCCUUAGAGCUGCUAUGGGACAUCCUGAGCCAUUUGACCUUAGAUAUGUUGCUGUUGGGAAUGAAGAUUGUGGAAAACCGAAAUAUCGAGGAAACUACCUGAAAUUCUAUCAUGCAAUAAGAACUGCUUAUCCAGAUAUCCAAAUUAUCUCAAAUUGUGAUGGUUCUUCUCGGGCUUUAGAUCAUCCAGCUGAUAUGUAUGAUUAUCAUGUUUAUACAAAUGCGAAUGACAUGUUUUCUAGAGCUAACACAUUUGACCGCACAUCACGAAAUGGUCCAAAGGCAUUUGUAAGUGAGUAUGCUGUGACUGGAAAAGAUGCUGGAACUGGAAGCCUUCUUGCAGCCCUAGCUGAAGCCGGGUUCCUUAUUGGACUCGAAAAGAACAGUGAUGUUAUUGAAAUGGUCAGCUAUGCUCCACUUUUUGUUAAUGCCAAUGACAGGAGGUGGAACCCAGAUGCAAUUGUGUUCAACUCUUAUCAGGUCUAUGGAACUCCUAGCUAUUGGGUGCAAUUAUUUUUCUCAGAGUCAAGUGGAGCAACACUUCUAAGUUCAUCACUUCAAUCGAAUUCCUCCUCCAAUUCAGUCCUUGCAUCAGCAAUAACAUUUCAAAGUUCUGUAGAUAACAAAAAUUAUAUACGAAUAAAGGUUGUGAACUUUGGCACGAGCGCAGUGAACCUGAAGAUCUCUAUUGAUGGACUAGAACCAAAUUCAUUGCAGUUAUCUGGAUCAACAAAGACUGUGCUUACUUCUGGAAAUGUAAUGGAUGAAAACUCCUUCUCACAGCCAAAGAAGGUGGUGCCAAUUAAGAGUGGACUUCAGAAUGUUGGGAAGGACUUGAAUGUGACAGUUCCUCCACGUUCAUUCACAUCAUUUGAUUUGCUGAAAGAAUCGAGUGAUCUGAAGAGGAAGGGGAGUGGUUCUUCUACGUGGUCUUCUAUGUAAUUCAAUGAAAAAUUUGACCAAAAUGCAGAAGAAAAAGUAAAGUGGAAGGAAUGGAAUAUAUGAAUCAGCUGCAACUAACUAUAUAAGAUUUGAAUUAUACAUUCUGAUGUAAAUAAACAAUGUUGCACUGUGAAUAAUAAUAUUUACAUGGAUUCCAUUAAUGCUCAGUAAUUUGUCCACCAAGCUUCAAGACAUUUUUUCUGAAAUUUAGUAGCAGAAUAUUUAUUAACAAAA
Molecule: messenger RNA, 2562 nt
Organism: Vigna unguiculata (cowpea)
Lineage: Eukaryota; Viridiplantae; Streptophyta; Magnoliopsida; Fabales; Fabaceae
Product: alpha-L-arabinofuranosidase 1-like
Biological process (GO): L-arabinose metabolic process
Molecular function (GO): alpha-L-arabinofuranosidase activity
Source: RefSeq, a predicted model, not a curated record